This is a messenger RNA of Meira miltonrushii, 1547 nucleotides long. Its product is annotated as putative 4-aminobutyrate aminotransferase. Gene Ontology annotation, molecular function: transaminase activity; pyridoxal phosphate binding; identical protein binding. Bases 63 to 1484 code for a protein of 473 amino acids. NCBI's taxonomy places the organism in Eukaryota, Fungi, Basidiomycota, Exobasidiomycetes, Exobasidiales, Brachybasidiaceae. The transcript has a single exon. The record is from RefSeq and is a predicted model, not a curated record.
CAAAAUCAUUCUUACCUUCCACCAUCAUCAGACAACGUCCUUUCUCCACUUCAUCAUCAAAAAUGAGUCAAACAUUAUCAGCCGAAUUCGGAACGGCACAUGUGGCACAUGGUGUUGGUCGUCUAACACCAAUGAUCAUGAGCAAAGCAAAAGGUGUUCAUGUUUGGGAUGAAAAGGAUAACAAAUAUUUGGAUAUGACUUGUGGUAUCGGUGUGACAAAUCUUGGUCAUUGCCACGAAGGCGUUACCAAAGCAGCACAAGAACAAUGUGCAACAAUGGUUCAUGCUCAAGUGAAUAUCGGUUUCUCAGCUGCUUAUUUACGUUUAUUAGAAAAGUUCUUACCUCAUUUGGCAAACGUACAUCCUUCUCUUGAUUCAGUGUUCUUAUGGAACAGUGGAGCAGAAGCUGUUGAAGCAAGUGUUAAAUUGGCUCGUGCUGCAACGAAGAAACAAAAUAUUAUCGUCAUGCAAGGAUCUUAUCAUGGUCGUACGAUGGGAACAAUGGCAAUGACAAAAUCCAAAACAAUUUAUGGUUUAGGCUUUGGACCUUUGAUGCCUGGUGUAUUCUCAACUCCAUUCCCAUAUUAUUCUCAAUUCGGAUUGCCAGAAUCAACACCUCAAUCUGAAUUAAUUUCAUCUUCAUUGCAUCAACUCGAACUUGUUUUGGCUCAACAAACAGCACCUACCGACACAGCCGCAAUCAUCUUGGAACCAGUUCUAGGUGAAGGUGGAUAUGUCCCUGCUCCUGAUGCAUUCUUACACGGACUACGUAAGAUUUGCGAUAAAUACGAUAUCCUAUUGAUCGCCGAUGAAGUUCAAUGCGGUAUGGGUAGAACAGGUAAGAUGUUCUAUUCAGAAUACAGUGGAGUUCGUCCCGAUAUCAUCGUUUUCGCAAAAGGUAUCGCAAACGGUUUCCCAUUGAGUGGUAUCGCAAGUCGUAAAGAAUUGAUGGAUUUGCAAAAGCCAGGAACGAUGGGAGGCACGUAUGGUGGAAAUGCAGUCGCAUGUGCAGCUGCAAGGGCAGUUUUGACAGCGUUUGAAGAAGAGAAAAUCUUAGACAACGUUGCCGGAAGAAGCAAGCAAGUCUUUGACUUCUUGGACAAAUUCCAAAAGACACCUGCCGGUAGUGUGAUUCAAGAAGUUCGUGGAAGAGGAGGAUUGAUGGUUGGCAUUCAAUUUGCCAAUCCAAAAAUGCAAGAAGCACAACAAGCUCAUUCAACUGCAGGCUUGAAUGCAAGCUCACAUAACACAACAGCAGCUGAAGCAUGGCAAUAUCAUCCUUCUGACGCAGGUGAACAGCUAGCUCCUAAAGUUGUACAAGCAUGCAUCAAGCGUAAGAUGUUAAUCUUGAGCACAAGUUGCUUCGAUGUAAUCCGAAUGAUUCCACCACUCAAUGUUACCGAACAAGAAAUGCAACAAGGAUUGGAGAUCUUUGCUGAAGCUGUAACGGAAGUUGCAGCAGCUGCAGGUGUUAAAGGUGCUUGAUAUAUGAUGUACUCCAGAAUAAAGAAGAUCGAAUGAUAAUGUAUAUAUAGUCUAUCACAGUUC